AUGCCCGCUUCAGAGGAAGUCCACUUGCUCAUCAACUCGCUGACUCCCAAGGGACGGUGCUGGUGCUGCUGGGAGUCCCAUGAGACUGCGAACGAUCCGCUCAUCCGAGCUUGUCUCGGUUGCAGAGAUAUCGAUCUGCAGUAUGUCCAUCAGAGCUGCGUGAAUCGCUAUAUCAAUGCGCUGCCGUCGGCAACACUGACGACGAACCGGGCGUACCGUCACUGCACCCGCUGCGGCGACCAAUACACCAUCACCGAGCGACAAGUACCCUGGCUUGAGACGCUGUGGUCAACGCCGAGCCUGGUGUAUCGGGUGGUGGGCCUGUUUCUCUACACCGUUGUGCUGACAGCGGCAUGCUCGAUGCUGCUGUACCGCUACCGAAACAACGACAUUCUGCUAUUGGAGUGGGGCCCCUACCUCAAGAUUUACGUCCGUGAGCUGAUUGCUUUUCUGUUGCUGCUGGGGCAUUUCCUUCACCUGGUGGAGUGGCAGUUUGUCUAUCGACAGUGCCGUGGGAAUGUCGAGCUCAAAGUCAUUGCCAAAAAAAUAUAG
This is a messenger RNA of Polychytrium aggregatum, 552 nucleotides long. RefSeq lists its product as uncharacterized. The record is from RefSeq and is a predicted model, not a curated record. NCBI's taxonomy places the organism in Eukaryota, Fungi, Chytridiomycota, Chytridiomycetes, Polychytriales. Bases 1 to 552 code for a protein of 183 amino acids. Gene Ontology annotation, molecular function: zinc ion binding. The transcript has a single exon.